Falco peregrinus (peregrine falcon) is the source of this 10210-nucleotide messenger RNA. It is a transcript of the gene SLC16A2, whose product is annotated as solute carrier family 16 member 2. The transcript has 7 exons. The record is from RefSeq and is a predicted model, not a curated record. Gene Ontology annotation, biological process: transmembrane transport. Bases 16 to 1548 code for a protein of 510 amino acids. Lineage: Eukaryota; Metazoa; Chordata; Aves; Falconiformes; Falconidae. Gene Ontology annotation, molecular function: monocarboxylic acid transmembrane transporter activity; thyroid hormone transmembrane transporter activity.
GGGGGGGCGGCGGGCAUGUGGGACCGGCUGCGGGGCAGUCGGGCGGCGGGCGGCGGCCGGAGCGCGGCCGCGAUGGCGCAGCGCGGCGAGAAGGGGCCGGCGGCGGCGGGCGAGGGCGAGCCGCGGGCCGGGGCCGGCGCCGGGGCCGGGGCCGAGCGGGGGCCGAGCGGGGCCGCCGCGCCCUUCCAGCCCCCCGAGGGCGGCUUCGGCUGGGUGGUGGUCUUCGCCGCCGCCUGGUGCAACGGCUCCAUCUUCGGCAUCCACAACUCCUUCGGGAUCCUCUACAUGAUGCUGCAGAACGACCUGGGCGAGGGGGAGAAGGACCCCGCGCUGGAGUUCAAAACAGCAUGGGUCGGCUCCUUGGCCAUGGGCAUGAUUUUUUUCUGCUCUCCCAUCGUCAGCAUCUUCACCGACCGGAUCGGCUGCAGGACCACGGCAGCCUCGGGAGCUGCCAUCGCCUUCAUUGGACUUCUCUCCAGCUCCUUCACCAAGUCUCUGGAAGUUCGUUAUUUCACGUACGGGAUCCUCUUUGGCUGCGGCAGCUCCUUUGCCUUCCAGCCCUCGCUGGUCAUCCUUGGUCACUACUUCAAGCGCCGCCUUGGCUUGGCCAACGGCAUCGUGGCCGGUGGCAGCUGCCUCAUCUCCGUGCCGCUCCCCUUCUUCCUGAAGAUGGUUGGGAAGGCCAUUGGGCUGGCGCACACUUUCCAAGUACUCAGUGCCUUAAUGCUCAUCCAGAUAUUCUUGUCCCUGACCUAUCGGCCCAUCCUGCCGCCUUCUUGUGACUCUCAGCACGAUGGGCAGGACAAGCUGGGCAGCCGGAGCGUGCGGCAGCAGUGCUGGUCCCAGACACGCAAGUACUUUAACUUGAGGGUUUUCCGGAGAAAGACCUAUCGGAUUUGGGCCUUUGGGAUUGCUACUGCUGUGCUGGGAUAUCUCGUACCUUACAUGAACCUGGUGAAAUACGUGGAGAAGCGAUUUCAAGAAACCAAGAAGGACUGGAUCCUCCUGGUUUGCCUCGGGGCCAUGUCAGGGCUGGGGCGCUUGGUUUCAGGCCGUAUUGGUGACUGCAUUCCCGGGCUGAAGAAGAUUUACCUGCAGGUUGCAUCCUUCAUGCUGUUGGGCAUCCUGUGCAUGAUGAUCCCCCAGUGCCAAGGGUUUGAGGGCGUCAUUGUCAUCUGCCUCUUCCUCGGCCUUUGUGAUGGCUUCUUCACCACCAUCAUGGCCCCCAUUGCCUUCGAGCUGGUGGGGCCCAUGCAGGCAUCCCAGGCCAUAGGGUACCUCAUGGGGCUGAUGGCUGUGCCCAUGACCGCGGGUACGCCGAUAGCAGGAUACCUCAAUGAUUAUUUUGGGAAUUACGACGCGGCCUUUUAUUUUGCCGGAGUCCCCCCCAUCAUCGGUGGCUUGGUGCUCUCCGUUGUCCCGCUGGUCCAUCAGAGGAUGCUGAAGAAGCAGCGCCUGGAUUCUGGCAAAGACAAGAUGCUGGUCUCGGAGGCAGUGGUGAAUGGGGAGCUGCUGCCCGGCUGCCCUGCCUCCGAGGCACACAUGUGACGCCUCCCAAGCACACGUGUGACGCCUCCAAAGCACACAUGUGAUGCCGCUCGCCACACUGUCGCCACCAGCAGCCUCUCCAUAGCCCAAGCACAGGCCCUUUUCUAGAUGGACCAUGAUUCUAAAUGAUCGCAGAUGCACUAUGUUUGUAAAGGAAAAAAACAAACAACAAAAAGUUCUUCUAGUUAAAGGCUUUUAACUAGCAGAAACGCUCUUUUUCAGGACAGUUUUGAUUUCAAAGCCACCUUUUUUUUUUCCUCUAACCCAUUUUUCUAAGGAGAACUCUCACCAGGAUUCAAACUUGAUCGAUCUCCUGCUCCUCUCCCCAGUUUUCUAUACAUCACGACAGAGGUUUACAGCUAAUUAAUGCCUUUCUGAAGCAGGUGGAGCUUGUUGCACCUUGCAGCUGUCGGUCCUUCUCCUCCGGUGUCAUGUCCAAGCCAGGCAGCCACCUUCCCGUCCAGCACCAGAGGCUGUUUGGGAGCCAGCAGCUCUGAAGGAGGAAACACUGCUUUAGUCCGAUGCACAAACCAAAUAAAUGGUCGGCGAGUCCCGCUUUAAUCUUCUCUCCUCUUUUUCUGCUGCUCUCCCACACACCCAGGGAGCUGCAGCUGGGACGAUGGGGAGCUCAUCCAGCUCGGGGGCUGCCACCCUCAUCAGACGGAGCCACGUGGGAGCAUCCUUCUACAAAACAUGCCUUAAAAAUGCCUGGACAAGACCAGCAGGUCCCUUGGCCACUUGCUGCCUCCGUUUUUUCAUCCAGCAACUAGCGAUUGGGCUCCUGAGGUACAAAGGAGAGGGGCAGCUCCCAGCGCAGCCCACGGCGGCUGGCUCUGCAAGGUGAAAACCGUGGCCAAGCCGAUGAGUCGGGCGUUUGGGAGGCAUCAGGGCACGCAGCGCUGGGACAGAGCCCCACGUGGCAUCGUUCUCUCCGUGCUGGGCAGUGGCUUCGCUGCUGGGCGUAGGGGCACCUGCAGGUGCAGGGAUGCAGCUGGCUCAGGGCACAGGGUGUCACCGCUCUUUUGCGGGGCCAGUUGUGUAUUAUGCAGCAAUAACCACGAGUCAGUAUUGGCGGGGGAAGCCCAGCGUUUCCAGAAGGUUUAAAAGCCCCGGCAGUGUUUAACUUGUAGCUUGUGCAUUGCUGUGCAGGGUCAGUGCCAUCCCUGGGGGGAAAGAGCUCAAGAAAAUCACCCAGCCCGUGGGUACCCACCACACAGAGUGAAGGCAGAGCUCAGCCUUGUGUAGAAAUUAAUCAUCUCCAGGCUAAUGAGCGUGGCAUCGCUAAUGAGCAUGGCACAGAGCAAGGGAAGUCCUCCUGCCCCGGUGGGUCCCCGAACGAGGUGCCGGCUGGGACCGGGGUACCUUUUCCUGGGAGUAACAACCCAGGAGAGAGCAAGAAACAAAGCUCACAUUCAUCCUGGCUGCAAAACCAUCUUUCAUUGGGUUUUCAUUUUUAAUUCACCUACCAUUAAAAAAUGAGUAGCCUAAAGAGGGACGUGUGCCAUGGGAAUCAUCCCUUGGUCCCCAGGCAAGUGUGGGGGUUUGUAACACCGAGACAAAUCUUUGCUGUGGAAACUUGGUUUCAGUGGCGGCCCCCUCCCGCGGGCAGCAGCGGGACCGUUGUAAAUAGGCUCAGGAUCCUGCAUGCCCCUCUGGCCCUGUUUGUAAUCUGUGUUGGCUAAUGCAUUGUAAGGUCUUGUGGUCUUGUGGCCCUUCUGUCCCCGUAUGAGCCAGAAGUUUAACUGGUGUGUUGUGACGUGUCUGUUUAUGACUAUAAAAUGAGAUGUCCCGUCAUCUCUUUCUUCAAUACACUUUCCUGUGACUGUUAUUACCCUUCGUUGGCCGUAUUGCAUCAUCUGCUACGGCUCUGCUGCCCCGGGGCUCGGUUUAGGGCAUGCAUACACCCAUACAUUGUGGGGAGCCGAACCACAGAGCCCUGGCUCCAGCUGCGGUGGGAUCUGCCAGGCUUAGCCUAGGGCAGGGCAUUAAAGUGACGCUUUUCAGGUGGGAGUGUUGGCAGUGAGGCAUCUUCAAAGUCACCUGACAGCUGAAGGGAAGAAAUGUAUUGCUUCGUAACUUCUUUUGUGAGUUUUGGGGCUUUUAUUACAUCGGGGGUUCUUUAAAUCAUGUUUUUGACCUUAAUGUCCCCCGAAGGAGAGAUUAUGAGGGAUUUAAAUUCAAGAAGUAGCUUCUUCAGAGCAGCAAGAGGACCAGCAGAGCUGCCUCAAAUCCAUGUCUGGCCUGAGCGAGUGGCUGCAUGGCAGAGCCCUCUGAUGACUGCACCCAGCUUUGCACAAGACUUCGUUGCGGUAAAACCUCUCUGGCUCAUUAGGCAAUUUUUGGUUCUAAUCCCAAAUUUCUACAGAUUUCCACUUGCCUUAAAUGCUGCACCUGCCUGCAGAGGUCUUUGCCCCGGGAGGAGCCUGCAUCCAGUGCAAUGGAUAUUUAAUGCUGCAGUGGCAUCAGCCCAGCUCUGUGCCAGCCAGGAGCCAGUGCUCUUCCCAGGGGGGAUGGUGGUGCCCACAUCUGUCCCCCCUGAGUUUUGGUCUUUGCCCUCAGCUUUUAUUAUCAACUGUCUAGGAGAUUUCGAGUGACGAGGUGCAUUCAGGGCCACCCGAGUUUGGUUGAAGGAAUCCAUCCUUCAUCCUAUCCUGAUCCAAUGUCUGGUACCAGCCUCCCCAACCCACUCUCAGCAUCUUUUGUCUGGUUGAGAUCCUGCCCUUGGUCAAGACGAGGGCAGAUCCUGCUGGGGGGAAGGUGUGUUUGAGCAACAGCAAUGAAAGGUUCACCUCAUCUGCAAACACAGAUGGGAACAGGAAGGGCAAAGGUUGGAGCAGUCUGUCAACAUGAAGAGGAGUAUUUUGGGGGUUGUUUGUCAGCUAAAUGCUGCUGAUCUGUGUGUGGUUUGUCCCUUGAGUAUCAGGCAGCUUGCAAGAAUUUUUGCAGACUCGUGGCAUGGCAUGUGGGAGGUGGGAUUGUGGUGAUCUAUAAACAGGGAGAACUUGCACUGGUCUCCAAAACAUGCUUUUAGCCUGUUGUAGUCUGGUGCUAUGACACCACAUAGGUCCCUACCUGUUGUGAAAAAAAGCUUCAUCCCCAAGCCCCUCCUGCUUCUUCCCAUCAGGGUUCGCUCCUCCUGGCCCAGCACAUCCAUGUCCUCCUCUGGGCAGGCAAGGGCUGAGCAGGGGGCAGCGUUAAUGGCAAAAACUACCUUUUACUCAGAUUUCUAAUUAAAAACCCAAAAAUUCUCCCUCUGCUGCAAGUGCUGGGCUGUGAUUCCUGCCCUGCUCCCUUGCUGCGGCAGGGGAAGGUGGAGCCUGACACUCCAGGCUUGGCCAGUUUUGGGAGCCAGCGAGGGCACUGGAGUGGGUUGAGUCCCUCGGGUGGGAAGGGGGUGGAAGGGGUUGGGGAGGGCCCAGCUUUGCCCCAUGCCCGGGGUGUUUGGAGAGCUGCAGGCGUGCGCGUAGCCUUAUGUAAGUGUACAGCAAGCAGGGGACGUGUCCCAGCAGCGCCCUGCUUGGGGCUUGGCUGGGGCUGCCUCUCUAGAUCUUUAGCUUGAGGGUGUCCAAAACCAAGUUGUUGUCUUUUCUUCUUUUUUCUUUUUUUUUUUUUUUUUUUUUUUUUCCCUGCUGCAGAGUGAGGCGCUGGGUUUAACUCCUCUCGCUCUGGCUGUGGGAUGGAGCGGGACAGCCCAGCCGAGCUGGGGGGGCGGUUGUCCCAGUGACAGGAAGGCUAGCAGAGCAGCAGCUGCAGGAGCUGCCUGGGAAGUGCCAUGAUUCAUGGCUUAGAGCUUUUGUGAGUUGUGAAACCAAGCUGGAACAAUCUGCGGGAGCUGCUUCAUUGCAGCGUGCCCUGCCCUGAGGUCCUGCAGCCAGGGCAGUGCACGCUUCGAAGUCGCAUAGCUUAAAUUCAACAAAUUCCGGGCACUCGUGGAACGUUUCCCAACAUUUCCCCGCUGUGGAAGCUGUGGGAAGGCCACAACCUAAUUGCCAUCAAAGCUUGAGGGCUUCUGCAGGUGUGGUGCGGUACCGUGGGAUUUGGGGACCCCCAGUUUCAAGACAUUUUGGCUCUGCCUCCCACCACGGUGGUAGUCUGGGGCUGCCAGUUUGGCUGCGCUGGCAGUUGAGGAGCUCUGUAACCCUCCAGGCUGAGCUGCCUGGGCCAGAGGAGCCAGGACAGGGAGGUGGCCUGCAGCUGGGCAAGGACAUUCCUGCUCUCCCAUGCAUGACAGUGCCACAGGGACAUUUUACACGGCAAUAGAGGGUCUCUUUUGGCGUUGGUACGUUGGUGCUAAGAGCGAUUUGCUCUGGGCAGUCUGAUUUGGUGCUGAGGAUCACAUCUACGCUUGCUUAGAUCAUUCUGGUUCAGCAUCUCAGGAGGCUUAGGGUGGAUCUUAACCGUGGCUGACAUCUGCAUCUAUAGGUGGCCACGCCAUCCUCAGAGUAACAACCUGAAUAAAAGUGAACUUGGCCCAAAUCCUCUGGAUGCAGAGGGGGACAGACCGAACCGAGACCCUUGCCGUCCCUCCGUCCUUCACUGCAAACUGUUACCAGCUUUCACAUGCCUCUGUCCCCAACAGUUUUGUUUUGGGGGUUACCUUGGUUAUUUUAGCUUCAAUAAUUUUCGUGCUGGCAGUUUGCUUCUCCUUAUCCAGCUGGAAGCAGACAACUGGAAUGACUUUGAACGCCCCAGCUCCUUUGCCAAGGCAAGUGGGGCAGCCCCCUCCCGCUGCCAGAGCUGCUGCCUUUCUGCCACAAAAACCUGCACUCGGGCAGCUCUUUUGGGUGCUUUUGCUUAAAUCUCAGCUGCCCUUGUAACUUGUGGGGAGAAGGAUGUGACUGACCAGUGCUCCUGAAAUACUCCUCCAAUGUUCUCUGUGUAAUGCCGGGUGGGAAUGGAGCUGGCGCUGUAGAGGGGCUCCACCAGCAAGCAACGGAAUAAAGCUGUUCCCUUUCUUUUCGAGAGCCCUUGGAAGGAAAGCAGCCGUGGGGAUGGAUGGAGCUGCCAUCCCUGCGCAGCUCUGAGUGGGCUUUGCAGCUGAGCCCUGGGGGUGGCUGCAGGGGUGACCUUCCCCAUGGCCAAGGGGCGAGCAUCGCUCCGGGCGCUGUAUCAGCUUGGCACAGCAGCUCUGCAGACUUUAGUCCUGGUGACAGCGAGGUUAUUGCUGGGCUUUGGCGGGCUUAUCCUGCACAACCCCUUUUGUGGGUGUUUUGCUGUUUUAUUUUUGCAGAUGUUGCAAUGCCCUUAGUGCUCCCACCAAGGACGGAUGCUGCGAGCGGCUCUGCAUCUCCUCUCCCACCACAGCCCUGCCACCGUGGUGGCAGAACACCAGCACCGCCGACCGCAGGAGCGGGGCUGGGGUCCCUGCUCCCGGCAGGGGCAAGGCAGGAGAGGAAAGACACAGUCCCUCCCAUUUUCUGCAAAACAUGGCUUUGGAAGGAGGUUUUGUACCUCUAAAGUUUCUCCUUUUUUUGUAACAUACUUCCCAACACUCACCCUGCGUCCACCUCCAACUGGCAAGGCAAGUGUAGCUCUUAACUGUAGCAUUAGAGGCAAGACUUAUUGUCUAUUUUACUAAGGAAUGAAGCUUUUUUUUUUUCUUCUUUUUUGUACAUUUUUAAUUGUGGCGUGUAAUACAAGUUGUUUACUGGAGCAGGUUUUUGUGUAGCGUUGAUGCUCUGCUUCUAGCUGGUGAUGGCCAGAUUGCCUGAAUGCACUUGGGUUCCAUUCAAAUCAUUUUGGGAAAGAACACGACUUCUCGAGGCCUGAACUUUCCCAGCAUAUCCCAUUUCAGCCAUUUGAACCUGUUCAAGCCAGAGACAGGACUUUUCUGGGGAGGCUGAGGGCAAUUAGGAAAUUACCCCGUGCUCCCUCCCCUGCCCUGAAAUCCAGCAGGACGAAGCCAAAUAUUUGCUUUCGGAUGGGUGGAUUUUGGAGCUGAUUCCACAUAAGAGCACCGAGGUGGAGGCUUGAAUGCUGGCCGUUUCGGGUAACCCAGGAGACGGCUUUUUUUAAAGCAAGACCUCCAAGCCUGCUGCCAUCACCCCCCAGUCAGUGGAUCCCGAUGCCGGUCAGUGGAUCCCGAUGCCGUGCCUUUCCCCAGCCCUGCUGCUGUCCGGGGCUGUCCUGGGCGGCAUCAGCUCCAGCACCGAUGGAAAAAAUCCUGCCCACGGGUUUCCAGGGCAGGACGCAUUGCUUUGCCCUGCCGAUGUGCUGGUGAUGCUCACCCUCGUGGUGUCUGUACCUACUAGAAAGACUCAGCAGAAGGCUGCAAGCACCAUCAGUAGCUUUGCAACCCCAUUUUUGGUUUUUUCCCUGUGCUCCCAGCUCUGACUCAGCAGGAGCCGUGCAUGGCUCUGCACUGGGUCCUGCGAAGUGCCCGGGGCUGCUGGGCGCCCUGGGCAGACCAGCAGAGCCAGCAGCCACUCAAUUCGAUGCAAAAGUCAGACCCUGAAGUCUAAAAUUAUUCCUUUUAUUUUUUUUUUUUUUUGACAUCUGCUCCUUGUAAGCGAUUUAUAUUCCCUUAAAAUUUUGUAUCUGGAAGUAAAGUAUUUGAAUGUGUGUCUUAAAUGACUAUCCUUUCAAAAUGUGAAUUUCUGAUUGUUGGUAUACAAAAACAAAAACCUACCCCAUAUUAGCACAUUUUUGUAAUUAAUGUUUUAUGAAUGUUGUUUAAAAAAAUUGUGUAGAAUAAAACCAGUUUAAAAAGAAAAGAGGUCGGUGCUGUGUCUCACCAGGUUUCCUCUCCCCGUGGUGGGUUGUGGGCACUGGCCCCCUGGCAGCUUCCCGGCUGCUGCCAACCCUCUGCUGGGUGCCUGCCCAGGGUGUCGAAGGAAAAGGGGCCAGAGAAGUGGCAGUUUAACGUGGGAAUUAUUUGUAUCAAGUCUUUCAUAUACCUUGAGGAAAGACUUUGCCGAGGUCCUGGUGCCUGACUGGGGGGAAGAGCUUUCUGAUGCCAUGCAGAAGGGUGAGAGGAGGUAGAGGGUGGUCCUUGUCCCACUCAAGACAUUGAAAACUGAAAAUCAUAAAGAAAGAAACCCCUGAGAGCAUGCUGGUGACCAAAGUGGUGUCAGCGGUCGGGGUGAGCCCCCAGCGACCUGGACAGGUUUCCUUUCCGCUCCCCUGGGCACAGCUUUGGGGCUGGCUUUUAUCAGCCGGCAUCUUCGGGGGGCUGUGGCUCACCGGCGUCUCUGCCCCACAGGGGCUCUCACACAGGGACAGCACCAGGGCUGGGUGGGUUUUGUAAACUUACUAUUGUUAGUAUUAUUUCUUCCUUUUGGCAGCAGUUUGGGGGCACGGUGAGGCCUUCCGGGUAUUAGUGCUGGUCACGGGAGAGCUAAUCUCUUUUUGUCAAUAAGAGCAGUUAUGGGGGGGUUGAGGGCGGGAGAGAACAGGGAUGAUUAUUUGUAAGUGAGGUUAUGGUGGCUGUGAGACACUGAAAACAAGGCUUUUACCAAGGACUUUAUAUUAAUGAUUUGUUUAUGCUCCGCGCUUUAAUUGACAUUAGAUGAAAGCUGACAUAUGCAUUAGUUUUAUAUAGCUCGGGCUUUUUUUUUUCUCUAAUGUGCAUCUCAACCCUUUUUCAAGUUGAGGAUAUUUACUACAAAUAGUAUUUAAAAAAAAAAAAAAAAAAAAAACAACAAAAACCCACCAGGAGAUAAGAGAUGGUAAAUAGAGAUUCAAAGGGAAUGAGGCUACAGCAAGGGUUUCCUCUGGAGGACUUCGUGCGGUGCGUGCAGGGACAGAGCAGGAGCGGCAACGCUGCAGCCCCAUGCCGAGAGCAGAAAGCACCGUGCAGACACCUGGGGCUGCACAGCCCUUCAUUUACAGGUGUGUUUGUGCAUACGCCCGCUGGGAAUCCCCGCUCAGCCCUGCUGCUGGCUGAGCCUGGGGCACGGAGCAGCAGCCGCCCUCUGCCAGGCUGCUGGAUCCAGCCCGAAUACACGGAAAGCUGAAAAAGUGAGGGGAAAAAAAAAAGGAUUUUGGAUCAGAGAAAAACCCUGAGUUUUUUGAAUAGAAAGGCUGUAAACUAGAAAAGACCAAACCCAACAACAACAACAAAAAAUAAUGAGGUUUUCAUUACUGUAACGCAAUAGUUAAGUAUUUCUAUAUAUAGUCAUACAUUAAAAUUGAAAUACUAUGGAUUAAAACAAGCUGAUUAUAUAUGUUUACAUUUGCACUUACAAAAUGCAAAAUUCAUGCUUUAUAUAUUAAAUAUGAACCACAUGUCAACGUUUUAUAUUAGUUUGAAAGUUAUAAAUUGAAUAUGGUUUUAGAUAUGUAUAUAUGAAUGACAUAUAUGAUAUCUAUAGUUGAAUUUAGUCAUUUUUUUAAUUUAUAUAUCUACACACACAUACAUAUGUGUGCGUUGGGUGAGGCUGACCGCCUGCAAGGGUUACUGGGCGCUUGGAGGCCACGGGUGCAUGCUGUGCCCAGCCGCUCUGCCGCUCCUCUCCCCACGGCUCUGGGCUGGGCUUGUUUUUUAAAUUGUCUUCUUCUCCAUCUGUUUUCUUUUUGCAGGACUUAAGCACUAUAAUCCUUAAAAAAAAACACCAACCAGUCAACAAACCCCAUCUGCAAUUUCCUUUGAAGGACUUGAAGGACGCACGGAUGAGUGGCAGCUUUUUUUCUUCACCAUCUCCAAAUGCAAAGUUUUCCUAGA